Messenger RNA from Lodderomyces elongisporus, 2175 nucleotides. RefSeq lists its product as uncharacterized. The coding region runs from base 1 to 2175 and encodes 724 amino acids. NCBI's taxonomy places the organism in Eukaryota, Fungi, Ascomycota, Pichiomycetes, Serinales, Debaryomycetaceae. The record is from RefSeq and is a predicted model, not a curated record. The transcript has a single exon.
AUGAGUGUUGAUGUCAACAAUGCAACCACCAGCAAAACCAAUUCAAUAAAACGAGGGUAUACUCAGGAUAGACCACGACCUAGGUCUCGACCCGUAUCCGCAAUCAUAUCCACUACACAUACAAAUGUCAUCAGUCAAGGUCAUUUGACAAUUGCUAAUGCAAAGGCCACACCCACCACCUCUACAACAGCGUCCAAUUCAACGUCUACAUCUACCACUACGUCCACCUCUGGCUCUGGUUCUGGUUCUGGCUCAAUCUCUGCUUCAAACACAACCCCAAACCCGACGCCGGCCCCAACCACAGGGUCAGCAACUGCUUUGUUACCUGAUUUCGCAAGAACGUAUUCAUCAGCUUCACUUUCACAUUUGCACACAAGGGAGAAUAAUGAUGAUUAUUUCUUAAACGCAAUAAACGGCGGUACGGGAUUCCAAGCAGCUAUUCCUCCACUACUCCUGCGACAAUAUCAUUCAUCCAAGGACAGAAAAGAUAAUCGAACACGACUGUCCAGUGAUUUGAGAGAAGCAGAUGGUAAGCAACAAGUUGAGUUGCAGGAUCAACAAGAAAUUGAAUUUAUUUUCACCAUGUAUAGACCCACUACACUUCGUACAAAGGCGUUAAAACUGAGCACACUUGCGGAAAAGCUCGAUUACGUCAAGCCCUAUUUGCCGCAUAUUUCACAGGACCAGGAAUUGAAUGUGCAGAUACAUUUAUUUUUGUCAACAAUUAUGGUAAAAUAUGUAAACCUGUGGUACUUGACCAAAUUGACUACCCCUGACAAUACCAAAUUUGUGAGAAUUCUAUAUGACGAGAUUAUAGUUGUACUUGCAGCGGAUAUUGUAAGUAGAUGCGAGAAACUAGAUGCUGUAAAAGUUUGUAACGAUUUGGGGUUUAUAUUGAAUCAGCACCUUGAAGAGUUUAUGUACAGUGGAUAUGGUGGUGGUGAAACUGGUGACAGCAAGAGUCGAAACGGAAAUGAGAGAGAUGGUUCAACAAAUAAGGUGAUUGAGGAUUACCGCAAACAAGCAAAAUGUCAGAAUAGUGCAUUUUACGAUAGUUCCAAGAGCGGUACUCAGAUUCUUGAUGAAUACUUGGCUCGACAACAUAUUGCAUUUGAUCCGAAUUUUGACAACGACCAAGAAUCUAUAGUUAGUGAUAAUAAUAAUGCAACAAAGACUCCACCUCAUUUGAUCUAUUUCCGGGAAAUGAUGCGAGAGAUAUUAGAAACAGUAUUCAACAAACAAGAACUUUCUUAUAAGAAAUCCAACGCUGUUUUUUCCUCCAAAAUUGGUAGUGACUUGUUGGUGCUCAUUUUGGCGGACUUGGUGUUGAAUAAAGCGUUUGAGAGAUUAUCAUCACCCACAUUUAUUUUGCAUAAUAUCAACAAAGUGGUAAACUCAUUGCUUCGUGUAGUGGCAAAGCCACAGAAAAAGAAACACAUUCCAAUGCCCUUAGGACGAAGAAUUCGUCGUAAUCUUGGUAGACUAUAUCAAGUGCUAAUCACGAUAGCUGAUUACUCACUCUUGGAAUGCGAAACACCCAGUAUCAAUGUUUUUGAUUGCUUUAUUUUCCAACUUUUGGCAAAUAUGGUGGCUUUGUACCAGGUGAGACCCUUACUAUACUACCUAUUUGCAUCUGCACAAUUGGUUAUCAAAAGCCUAAAUCCAGUAAACAAUUGGAUUAAUCACAUCUUUCUGAUUUGGGUGCUUGAAAUAAUGAAAGAUCUAUAUAUUUCACGUAAGCUUGCUUAUUCGAUUAACCUUCUUCGCCUUUCACUAUUCUAUGAAAAUGGAGAAAGGGACUCAGAUGAUGAAGAAGAAGGAGGAGGAGGAGGAGGAGAGGAGGCCGAUAGAGGAAAAGAGAAAGGAUGUAAUGGCGAGGAGAGGGAUAUGUUGAAAUUACUGGAAUUACUGGAGUCACAAAGAAAGACUGAUGGUACGGAUAUUGUUACUGAGAACAUUUUUACCUUGAUUCAGCAUUUACCAUUGUUGCAAAGUAAACCUAGGGAUACCGAGAAACACCGAAAAGAAAAGCAGCAACAGCAGCGGAAUACCAUCAAGCAGGUCUUGACGGUUUUUGCAGAGAAUAUGGACAUUGAUCCUAACCACAAGGUGAACAAAUUCUUUGUACUCAAGAUUAUUGAUUACAUAGUGCACAAUUUGUAUAAUGAAAUUUAA